Messenger RNA from Dreissena polymorpha, 2570 nucleotides. Its product is annotated as glycine receptor subunit alpha-4-like. The coding region runs from base 66 to 1406 and encodes 446 amino acids. Gene Ontology annotation, cellular component: synapse; neuron projection; membrane. Gene Ontology annotation, molecular function: chloride channel activity; extracellular ligand-gated monoatomic ion channel activity; neurotransmitter receptor activity. The transcript is spliced from 8 exons. Lineage: Eukaryota; Metazoa; Mollusca; Bivalvia; Myida; Dreissenidae. Gene Ontology annotation, biological process: nervous system process; chloride transmembrane transport; signal transduction. The record is from RefSeq and is a predicted model, not a curated record.
CUCUGUUAGAAUUCUACUACUUUUACUUUCUUUAUUAGUUAUUAGAACAGUUUGAAACCUUCAAUAUGAUGUUUCAUUUCUGCUGGAUUUUAUUUUUUAUUAAAGUUGUACUAUCAACGUGGACAAGGCAAAAUUUGACUGAACAUUUAUUGGAUUCGGCCAAUUACAAUCCCAGUUUUCGUCCCACAAUAAAUGAAGAAACGCCAACCACGAUAAAAUUGUACUUGAUCCUGUACCACAUUUAUGAUAUCAGCGAAACAUAUUUGGAGUUUACAGUUGAUGCGUUUGUACAUAUGUUAUGGAAUGAUACGAGAUUAGAAUACGCUUCUAGAGGAGCCAAUUAUUCUUCGCUGGAGCUAGGCCAUCUUAAUAUUAAGCGAGUGUGGACGCCCGACAUCUAUUUCAUUAACAGUAAAAAAGGCUAUAUGCAUACGGUGUCGUCUCCAAAUCGAUUAAUGCAUAUAUUCCCCAGUGGAAAAGUGAAAUACAGUGUAAGAUUGACGGUUAGGUUAGCGUGCCCCAUGAAUCUAACGUAUUUCCCAUUUGACACGCAGAGUUGCCCGAUCAUCAUACAAAGCUACGGCUUUACAGACGGAAAAAUACAACUUAUGUGGGCAGAUGACCGACCCUUUAAGGUGUCUGUUCUGAACACCGACAUGCCACAUUUUCUUCUUGAUCAAGACUUUGAGUGCACCAGAAAUACAACACAUGAACACGGGGAUGAAACUGAAUCGUACGAUACGCUAACGAUGUACUUCACCAUUGAACGAAAGAUUGGCUUCUACAUCGUGCAAGUAUUCCUGCCAGAUAUAUUGUUCGUACUCACGUCAUACGUGUCGUUCUACGUUGAUCCCAACGCUGUACCAGCUCGUGUAACACUAGGAGUGACGUGCGUCCUCGCCAUGACCACGCAGACGUCCAGCGUACGUCAGUUCUUACCCCAGGUUUCCUAUGUUAAGGCCAUGGAUAUCUGGGACACAGUGUGUCUGGUCUUUGUUUUCUCUGCACUUCUUGAGUUUGGAUACGUCAACAACUUGCUACGCCAUCAAGAUGAGGAUGAAAAGAGAACAAACAAUGAAACGUUCACGGAGCCAUCAGGUGAUGAUGAUCACGCUGACAGAAGAUCUAAUACACCUUUGGUACCCGAUAAUAUUGAUAGCGGGAAUGGUGCAAACGAUGACGUUGCCCGUCAGCAAACACGGAUACACAGAGAUGUUGCGUGUGAUCGACACUUGAUUGACGGCUGUCUUAAAACGGCCCAUAUAUGUUCGAACAAAAAACACAAGGCUCAUCUCGUUGACGUUGCAUGCCGGUUUGCUUUUCCACUUCUGUUUCUUGUAUUUGUAUUCGUGUUUGUGCCGGUUUGUAUAAGGUCAAGAGCUUCUCGGGAUUCUCUAACAAUAUAGCAUACAUUGGAUUAUGUUAGGUAUGUUAGGUACGUAAAAUCGCAGUUAUAGCACACCUACGAAUUAUAGACAUAAAAAUGUAUCGCUGUUUAUGAUAUGUUUAACAUAAUGAAUGUUAUAGACACAACUUAUUCCAUUUGUGACAGUUUUCAUAGCUCUGUUAUUUUUCCGUUUCAAGACACUUAAGCGAUCCCAAAGCUAACACACUGCGAGUAUACCACAAUGCGUUUCGCCGUUUACAAUAGUUUUGAAUGGUAUGCAAAUAAAAAGCAUUCUUUACACUUAAAACUGAAAUGCGCUAGGCAGACAAUAUAUGUAUUUAAAUAUCAUUAAAAACCCAGCUUUGUUAUAAGUCCCCGAACAACCCUGUUGCGGCUUCUUUCUGCAUUGCCCGGCAAUCAUCUGAAUGGUAUAUUAUGUUAACGUGUACUAUUUUGUAUGGCUUAGGAUAGACAUACAUAACCAAGCUUUCUAUAACCUUAUUGCGGCUUCUUCUUGCAUUGCACGACGGCCAUCUCAUGUAAAAACUAUAUGAUGCGAUGUCUCUUAAAUAAUCAUAAGAUUGAGUUUUGUUUCAUUCCAUCGUCCAUCAGACUUUUACGGUUAAAGUGCACGAACACAACGAGGCGUUUAGCUCCUUUAAAAUGGGUUUAACGACCAGUCAUUGACCUUUCCAAGGCGCAAACUUAGCUUUUCUUGUUUGUUCGUUUGUUGUGUACAUUUGUUUCUUUUCUAGUGUAUGUAUUGUAUGUCUCACUGUUUGACAAUCGAUUCCUAGCCAUAAAUUAAAGAUCGCAUUGUAUAAUAAGGGUUUUCUAUUUCGCGUAUGUUUCGCAUUUCACGUAAAUUGUAUUUAAUUGAUUUAUUUGAUUUAUCUGUAAAUUCAUGCGCCUUAAAAUUUAUAUACAUGUAUAUAAACUGCUAUGUUGAUCGACCUUCAUUCUCCUCAUGGGUUAAAUAAGUACCUAUCUUCGGUGACUUCACAAAGCAAGCCGGUAUGUGCUCUUUUUUUUUAUUGCUAAACGUUUAGUAUGUAAUACAAAAUACCACUAACUGUCUUUACUGUUUACUCUAUACACUAUUAUUAUGUCAAACAGAAUGUUGGACUGCCCAUGAAAUUCAUUCUUUGAUCACUUCUUCCUGUGAAUAUUUCAUCAUAUCUAA